UCGUCAAAAAAAAUUAACAAAGCUUGUUGAUUUACUGUGAAUCUAUUCAGUUGUCACCAGCUUCAUACAUUCAGUGGACACUUUACAAGGCACACCUUGCUAGUACUGGGACCCCUUCCGAAAUCUGUUAAUUCUUCAUGGCAUAGAGUCAACAAGGUGCUGGAAGCAUUCCUCAGAGAGUGUUUGGUCCAUAUUGAAAUGACAGCAUGCUGUAUGUUUGUUGGCUGCACAUCCAUAAUGGGAAUCUCUUGUUCCAACACAUCCCAAAGGUGCUGCACUGGAUUGAGAGAUGGUGACUGUGGAGGCCAAUUCCGGACAGUGAACUCAUUUUCAUGUUCAAGAAAUGAGGCUUAGAAGAAGUGAGCUUUGUGACAUGAUACAUACUCUUGGACAGAGCUGUAAGAAGAUGGACAGGACAUGGUCAGCAAUGAUACACAGGGAGGUGGAGACACCUUGCCACCCCCCUCCUCCGUCCUUGACUGAAAGCACCAACUAAUUUUUGCACAAGGGAGACAGUCGAAGCACUCCCAGAGCCCUUGAAAUGGAGGCUUCCGAAGACUAUCGUACUAGUAACGGCCAAUGCUCUCCUGGUAAGGAGAACUCGAGAAUGUUGGCGGAUAUAUCAGCACCUAAUGGAGAGACGGUUCCUCAGGGUCCUAAUUCCCCUGGUGAACUGACGAUUAAGCAAGAAGAAGAAAUCAUGGAGGAGUCUGACAACAGAAGUCCAGCAGUGGAAGAAAUAGGCCAAACAGGGGAAGAAGGAGUAGCACUAGAGGAAUCCAUGAGUGGCAGCCCAAGCAACGUACAGGACGGGUUAUCUGGGCCGAAUGUGACAGCCGAAUCAGGAAAUCGACCAAACGGAGACAGGCCGUUCCAGUGCAACCAGUGUGGUGUGUCGUUCACCCAGAAGGGAAACCUGCUACGACACAUCAAACUCCAUACAGGUGAAAAACCCUUCAAAUGCCCCUUCUGUAGCUACGCCUGUCGGAGGCGCGAUGCCCUCACUGGUCAUUUGCGCACUCAUGCUGUCGGCAAACCGCACAAGUGUAACUACUGUGGGCGGAGUUACAAACAGCGGACAUCUUUAGAGGAACAUAAAGAGCGUUGCCAUGGUUACCUGCAGGGUAUCAGCUUGGAUCCUAAUGUCAACAGUGGGCCUUACACAGGUGACGUUCCAAAAGAGCCAAGGCCCAUGCCAGAGCCCACCAUGGCUACCUUUGAUCGGCCACCUGUUAUUGAAAGACUGCAUAGCAAUGUAGGCAAGAGGAAGAGCACCACACCUCAGAAAUUUGUGGGUGAAAAGAUGCCUCGCUAUAGCUAUCCUGAUAUGAGCUAUGACAUGGCUGUUAAGUAUGAGAAGCAGUCUGAAAUGAUGCCACCCCACAUGAUGGACCAGGCUAUCAACAAUGCCAUUACAUACCUGGGAUCAGACACCCUACGCCCCAUGCUCCACCAUCCAGGCCCUCCACUUUCUAUGGCUGAGGUGGUGCCUAUUGUGAACCCACUCUUCCCCCAUGUCCUGCCACUGAGCCAACGAACAGAACGUUCAGGAAACUGUGACACACUACCAACACAGCCGCCUCAGCCCCAUGAGUUCCCCGGUCAUCCCACCUCAAAUGGCCCCACUGGUUUAACAAGGCCAGGUAAGCAGCCCCAACAAGGGCAAGAGGAGUCACCCAGCAACAGCGGUGUUGAAUCUGCUGACUCAGCUCGCAGCAGCCCUCAGGAAAGGCAGGGAUACCAUGGCAGCAACGUCCCCGUGGGCCUCAGGUCUCGUGGCAGUCCGGCAGUGGUCUUUUCAGGUGAGCGGAUGAGAGAUGCAUCACCUAGAAGUGGGGCAGGAGUCGGGCUUGGGAUAAUGCGACUGGCUACAGAGAGGCCUGUGAGCCAGGAAGGGAUACGGGUGUUUGGACGGGAGGGCCAGGAAUUAAGGGCCUUCCAGUGUGAGCACUGUCGAGUGCUCUUCCUGGACCAUGUCAUGUACACCAUCCACAUGGGUUGCCACGGAUACAGAGAUCCACUGGAGUGCAACAUCUGUGGUCACCGGAGCAAGGACCGCUAUGAGUUCUCCUCUCACAUAGUACGUGGUGAACACACCUUCCAGUAAGAGGAUGGGUAGAAAAUUGAGGGAUAGACAAAGAAGUGAAAGGAGCAAUACCCUGAUAUCCGUCCUUAUCUCCUCUGAGACUGCAUUGUUGAAUGGCAUUGUAGACAAGUGUAGCACAAUCACAGACUUCUUUUUAAGCUACUUAUUGUGAAUCUGAACAGUUUAACAAUCACAUGAAGGUAUGGGCCAAAGACACAUUUUGUACUAUUUAAUUGCGAUUAAUGUAAAGGAAGGACUUUUUUUUCUCAAAAUCUUACUAGAUUCUAUAUUAGAGCAGCUGUCAAAGGGCAUUGACAAGUGUUUUUCUUUUUUUCAUUUUAAUCUAUUCUGAAGUAUAUUCUUUUGUGUUUUCCCUCUCAUCAUGCUUUUAACCGUUUUCAUUCUGAAGACAUAAUGCAUGCAUAUAGAUGGUAUAUUAGAACUUGUUUCUGCCCUGUGGGCUCAAUGUGGUUGAUAAAAAUCAGUUUCAGAUUACUAUACAAACGUCAGGGCUGCAGGUGGUGUAUAAUGUCACUAAAAACAUCACUAUGUUUGACAAAAUAGUAGCACUUAUUCAUUAUUGUACUUAUAAAAAUUUGAUUAUUGUUGCUAUCAGAUGUUAGUAAAUAUACUGAAUGCAUUCUGGUUCUAAUAUCAGUGGGUAUGCAAGUACAUUGCUGCCUAGACUUUAGACAAUGCUAUUAGCCCCCAUAACUAUAUACACCAACUUAAUUUUUUUGGGCUAAUGGAAAAAAAGAGAAAAACGUGGGAUUUGAAUGUAAUUUAUGAACAAAAUUUCAAUGCAAGUGGCAAAUAAAAUUAUCAGUAAAUGGUAACAUUAUCACAUUUUGUAAUUCUGAGUAAAUUGUCUUGCAGAUAAUUUUAAACAAUGACAAACAAUGUGAUUUCCUGUGCAAAAGCUCAGGAGAGUCUUUUAGCUAUUGCUAUCUGCCUAUCUGAUAAUGAGCAGUUGAAAAUAUUGAAGGCAUUAUUAUUGUAUUAUGUUACUUUAACUCUCUGCAAAUGGUGCAUGUUUUAGGUUACCAUAUCAUACCACCCAUGUUUUUCCAUCUCUCAGGGGCUUGUAAAGCAUUUGUGAACCAUUAGCGCAGAUAAAGAAAACCACCAACUUCCUGUUGGUGGCUUGUCUAUUUUGUAAUUUUAAAAUCCUGCCAAAUAAAAAAGAGACUAUCUCAAGCAAAAUAUGAAAAUGACUUUAGGCCAAUGUUUAAGGUAGUAAACAUAUAUUUGAAAUAUCUUGAUUGGGGAAAAAAAAGUGUUCUCCUAUGUUGAAGAGAAAAACAUGUUGAAAAGCACAAUGUCUAAUGUGUUCUUGAGGUUGCUUAACAGAGCACUGGAAACACAAUGAAUUUAGACGUAGGUUAUCUCAAAUAUUUAUCUAAGACAAAUUUCAGUUUGUCUUACAUUUUGAAAUGAUCCUAUUUAUAGCUCACGAAACCAAAAUUGUUGCUUGUAUUGAGACGUAUUUCUCUCUGUUAUAAUCAGUCACCAUUUAAAUGCAAGAGGACGUAAGAAAAACCACUCAGAAAGUUAAACAUAAAAACUGUUGCCUAGUCAUUCUUGUUGUAUCUAUGACUUUUAAAAGUUCAGUCGCGGACAUCUUUUUCUCAAUUGUUUUCUUUCUCUACGCUUUCAGGGUAAGAUGUCCAAAUAACUGUUUUAUUUCCUUUGUACUUCUGCGGAAUACUACUGUGUCCUGUUGACUCAGACAUUGUGUUGCUUACCGUUUGAGUACACUGCUAUAUUCUUAAACUUUGAGUAUCAAAAAAAACAACUGUCAGAAAUGUUGUCCACAUGGGCAACAUUAAAAAGCAGAUGGUGGUAUAGAAGCCCGUAACAAUCUUGAAGUCAUUUAACUACCUGGCUGCAGUUUCAUUCUUUAUGGCAGUGGAUACCAAAGUGACAGCACUGGAUGUCUCUAUUGUACCUCACUUUGUGCUUUACUGUAUGCCUUUCUUUUUAAUCUAAUCCACUUUUUUGAAUUAAUUGGGAUGGUCUGUCUGUCUGUGCGUGUGUAAUAUAUUCUUUCAUCCUGUUUGUAGACAUGACUAAUAUGGGGAAGUGUAUUUUUUCCUAAGGCUAAAUUCCUAAAAUUGUCAUGUGAUAAUAUGGUAUUAUCGACCUGAUCUUGUUUGUUUAAGGCUGCCCCUUCUCCGCUCCUCAUAAGCCCCAUCUCCCACACAAGCAGAUACACACUAAUGUCUGUUCCUCUUCCUCAUUCUCUGAAUGUUACUCUUUGCAUCGCCAUAAUGUCACCGAAUUCAUGUAUGACCUUUUACAAAGGGGACCAAGAAAGAGACAGCAUGAGCAGGAGGCGGAGUUAAAGAAGCGUACCACGUACUACUACUCUGAAGGCUCUUCUGAUAGUUGUAGCAUCCCAAAUCUAUAGAGUAGGAGUAUUACAACCUCCAAACUCGCUUGUCCAUCAUCUAGCAGUACAUUGAUGUAUAACACAUUGUGAUCCACAAAGCCAGUUCUUUCAAAGUUACUGUCCCUGCUGUGAAAGGACUCCGAUAAGACUGUGCUUGGUACAGUUGGUCAUGCACUUUAUGUCUCUUUAAAGCAGAAAUGUCAAAUGUUUUCUAGUUUUAAUUUUUAAGUGUUGUGACGGUUCCAAACGAUCAUUGUCAGAACAAAGGUUAGACCUUUGUUUGAGAGAGAAAUGUUGGAGCAGCACACUGGAAAUUAGGACUGUCGGUUUUUGCUCUGCUGCCUGAUGAACAUGUACUUUUUUUAAUGGACUCACAAAACUGUUGGCAUUAUUAGUUUUAAACAUGUAUUGUCUAACAUUAUGAGCAGGCUAUUAUGCUCUAAGGCUAAACUCAGUGAACUCUUCUUUUUGUUCAGUAUCUACUCGUAAUCAAAAGGCAGCUUUUUCUCUGUUUACAUGUUGCUUCUUUUCAUGCGCAAAUGGUGCCCAGCUAGCAUAAAACCUUACUAUUUGUAAAGUUUUGGCACUAGAAAUUGUUUACAUCUUGCAGCUGUGAUAUUGACUCUAUACAUUCCUCUGUCAUAUUAUUCCUAUUUUUUUCUAAAAAGAAAAAAAAAAGAAAAAAGGAGUCAGUUUAUUUAUCCUGUGAUAAAAUCUGUGUUAAGGAUACCUUGGUUUUCUCUCCUUAUCCCAGAACAGAACAGAACAGAACAGAGCUUAAACUAAAUGUAGGAUAAUAUAUUACAGGGUUUUUUGUUGUUGUUGUUGUUUUAUUUGUGUUUUUUUAGUUACUCUUUAGUUACUUACUCUCUAGGUUAUAUUUAGUAACAUUCUUUGGGGUACAGGUAUAUCACAGUUCCAACUAUUUACUUAUCUGUUGACAGAUUCUUGUCUUACUUUUUUUCCUUCACUGAAGCAGCCAUAUAAACAAACAAACAAAAAAAACAAACCAUAACAAAAAAAAGGGUCUUCUGUCAGCUUUCCUAGUGAGUGAGGACUUUACUUGAACGAUUAUUGCUAUUGUUACAGAUCGGGGGGAAUGUUUUUGUACAGUGUGGUAAAUGUCUAUUUUUCUGCUGAAAUGUUGCAAAUAGUUUUGUGAAUUUUGUGUGUUUUUUUUAUUUAAAAAUGUUUACAAAAAAUGUAAAAGGCAGGGUUCCGGGUGCAUUGUAUUUUUUAAGAAACAGUAUACAAACAGUGUAUAUUUUGGCACUGAAAAUGAACAUUUAUCCAUAUAUGUGUGCUGAUUGAACAACUUUGAUAUCGAUACCAACUUUCUGAUAUGAGGGCUCUCAGGUAUUUACAUAGGUUGUGUAUUUUUAAGUCUUAAAAUAUGUGAUUUAUUUAUGAAAAAAAGAUGCAUAUUGAAUUUAAUUUCUAUGAUCAUUUCUCUUGACUUAAAACAGUUUAACACUGAAUAUGGUGAAGGAAGUUGGAGUAUUCUUAAGCCCCCUUUUUUUUCAACAGUGACCAUACAUGAAGGCACACUGCUGUGAAGAAUUCAAUGUAUAUUUUAAGGCAUGACUUUCUCUCUUCUCUAUACAUGGUUUUACUGCUUUGCCUAUUUCGUUCAUUUUUAAACAGGAAGACAAACAUAAUAAUACUGUGUUGUUUUCUGCAAAACAUGCAAACUGUACCUUACUUGCAAAUAAAAUUCUUUAUUGCAAGAUAAAAAUUGAAUGUUGAAAUCUGUUGAUGCAACAUUAAAGAGCCUAAAGGUCAGAAAACAUCCCUAGAAAACUAUUCAACUUCCACACUUUUCUUAUUGUUUGAAUUUGAAUUGUUCAUCUUACACCUGCAAUGUUGAUUAUAUGUAAAGGUAUUCUAAUGUUUUUCACAGUUGAAAUCAAAACGCACAAAAGACCAAAUGAUCAUCAGGUGACAGUUGAAUUGGUGACACUGGGACUUUGUUGAGACUAUGUUGUGUUUGAAUGAUCUUAGCAGCCAAAGUCAUGUUCUUUGGCGAUAGCUUUAAUUCUGUAGAACAGUGUACCGAAUAUGAAGAAAGAUUUUUCUUAGCGAUGUCUGUAUCUCUACUUCAAAAUCUGCUUUCUAGCAUAAAAAAUAAAGUAUAUGUGAAAUAUA
Molecule: messenger RNA, 6623 nt
Organism: Oreochromis niloticus (Nile tilapia)
Lineage: Eukaryota; Metazoa; Chordata; Actinopteri; Cichliformes; Cichlidae
Gene: ikzf2
Product: IKAROS family zinc finger 2
Exons: 9
Coding region: 542-2107 (521 amino acids)
Biological process (GO): regulation of transcription by RNA polymerase II
Molecular function (GO): DNA-binding transcription factor activity; RNA polymerase II cis-regulatory region sequence-specific DNA binding
Source: RefSeq, a predicted model, not a curated record